Molecule: messenger RNA, 2592 nt
Organism: Rhodotorula toruloides NP11
Lineage: Eukaryota; Fungi; Basidiomycota; Microbotryomycetes; Sporidiobolales; Sporidiobolaceae
Product: ATP-dependent helicase
Exons: 5
Coding region: 1-2592 (863 amino acids)
Biological process (GO): double-strand break repair via homologous recombination
Cellular component (GO): cytoplasm; chromosome
Molecular function (GO): nucleic acid binding; 3'-5' DNA helicase activity; ATP binding
Source: RefSeq, a predicted model, not a curated record
AUGCCAUUCAGACUGGCUGAGUACGACCUGCAACCACUCGCAGGUCCCUCGAACGCGCUCGCUCGUCCUCAGAACGCUUCAUCAGCCCACUCGCUCGACCUCCCGUUCGUCGACCUCGACAACCCUCCGCGGAAGAAGCCGAGGCUGUCAAGCGGACGAGACACUGUCUCUGAGCGCGUGGCAGGCGGCGCAAAGGGCAAGGCGGCGGAAGUGAUGGUGCUCGAGGACGACGACUUUGAUGAGGCUAUGCAGGAGGAGUGGGAGGGCGACUGGGACGACGGGGCGGCAGACGGGUCAGCUGAGGAGCAAGACAAGCUCCAGCAGCUCGAGGCAGAACUCGCCAGUCUCGACAAUCAGAUCCGCGAGCUACAGCGCUUGCGCAACGAGGUUCGCACUGAGCGCGAUACCGUCAAGGCUACCAUCGCGAGCCGGAAGAGUAGCGCGCCGAAGACCAAAUCCGCCGCGGCCUCCCGUCCUUCUGCUGGCGCUAUCGACUACACCUCGAAGCGCUUCUCGUGGUCCGACGAAGCCGAGCGCCUUGCAGGCGACAUUUGGGGCGUCAAGAAGUGGCGACCUGGGCAGGAAGGCGCAUUCAACGCGACGCUUGACGGGCGCGAAGUCGUCGCGGUCCUCCCGACAGGCGGCGGCAAAUCCCUCAUCUUCCAGAUCCCGGCGCUCCUCUCGAAGGGCACGACUAUAGUCAUCACGCCGCUCAUCUCGCUCAUGUCGGACCAGGUGCACAACUUGCACGCUCGCGGCGUCGCGGCCGAGAUGAUUCAUGCCUCGACCUCGCAGUCCGAGAUCAAGGGGAUCAUGCAGCGCAUGCUUGGGACAGUGGGCUCGAAGGGAAAGGGGAAGAAGGCGGCUGCCGCGGCGGAGCAGGCCGAGGAGGUCAAGCUCGUCUACGUCACGCCGGAGCGCAUCGAAAAGAGCAAAACGUUCGUCAACACGUUGCAGAAGAUGUACGACGCCGGCCUUCUUGCCCGCUUCGUCAUCGACGAGGCGCAUUGCGUGUCCAUGCAAGGCCACGACUACCGCACGUCGUACCUCUCCCUCCAACGCCUCAAAGUCCUCUUCCCGUCUACCCCGAUCCUUGCCGUCACCGCGACUGCACCGCAGACCGUCGUCGCCGACAUGCUCAAGAUCCUGACGCUUCCGUCCAAGCUCUCGCGGGGCAAUGCCGCGAUGCCGAAGACGACAGUUCUUUUCACCGCGCCGCUCUACCGCCCAAACCUGCGCUACGCGAUCGUGCCGAAACCCUCGUCUGCCCAAGCUGCGCUCGACGCCAUUGUCGACUGGAUCCUCGAGAACCGCAAGGGCUCGACAGGCAUCAUCUACACGCUCAGUCGCGCCGACAGCGAGAACCUCACGAAAGGCAUCAACGGCCACGACCGCGCCAAGGGCAAGUUGCGCGCCGCUUUCUACCACGCCUACCUCGAAGAUGCCGACAAGCAGCGCGUGCACGAGAUGUGGAUGAGCGGAAAGAUCCAGGUCGUCGUGGCGACGUCCGCAUCGUUCGGGCUCGGCAUCGACAACCCGAAUGUCCGCUUUGUCAUUCAUCACUCGCUACCCAAGUCGCUCGCCAACUACCAGCAGGAGAGCGGACGCGCCGGGCGAGAUGGCGAGCCGGCUGACUGCGUGACGUUCUGGAGGGCUGCCGACGCCUCCCGUCUCUCGUCGCUCACCUACGAGACAUUCCACACCGGCGGAAAGGACAAGCUCUACGAAGUUGUGCGCUUUGCGGAAGACAAGAAGACCUGCCGCAAGAUCCUCUUCGGCCGCUACUUCCGCAACUCAUACGACUCGUCCGUCAAUACUGGGGAAGACUCGGACAAGCCUUGCGGGCAUUGUGACAACUGCCUUCGCGACCCGGCUACCGUCUCGUCGAUCGACAUCUCGCUCCAAGCCUACCGCGCCCUCCGCAUCAUCUCUUCAGCGACCUCCCAGCGCGGCACGCUCACCCUGCCGCAAGCAGCCGACCUCGUCCGCGGUCUCGGCGGCGGAAGCUUCUCGACGCAGGAGGUAAAGGGCAAAGGGAAGGGCAAGGUCGACGUGCAGGCCGUCGCGGGAGAAAAGGUCACGCUCAGCAAAGACCAGACGGAGCAGAUGCUGUUGCGGCUGCUCGUCGAUGGUUUCUUGAAGGAGGAGUUCCACGCUACUGCCUACGCCGUUAACUCGUACCUCCACCCCGCCUCGAAGGCCCUUCGCUUCACUCGCCUCUCACCGGACGACGUCGACUCGUCAAAUUUGCCGCUCAACCUGACGAUGGACGUCCUCGUCGGCGCCGGCUCGAAGCGCAAGAACGGCUCGGCGCAGAGCGACGGCAAAGCGCCGAAGAAGCCGAGGACUAAGAAGGCUGCGCCCGUCGCGCUCGAGACGGACAAUGAGAGCGAGACCGACUUUCGCCGGACUAUCAGGGGUGGCACGUUGCAGGACGACGUCGAUGCCGACGAGGAUGAGCUCGAGGCGUGGGAGUCGGCGCUUGGAGCGGGCACGAGCAGCGACGCUGCAUUGGACGAAGACGGUUGGGCGAGCGUCAAGACGUCGAGGAAGGCGAGCGCGGAAGGCACGGGCGUUCUCGAGCUUGACUGA